CAUGUCAUUUUUUAAUGAAUUGAUGAGAGGUUAUGUUAGAGGACGAUCACGCACGAAAAGCAGAUGGUAGAUUGUGUAUUUGAGCACCUUAUCGGGCAUUAGAAGAAGAGCAAGUCAUGUAGUGGAACUAAGGAGAACACAAAAAUGGACUUCCUCUUGAACCGGUCAUCGCGAACCACUCGCCUCAGCAUGUCCAUUGAAGCGGGUGAAAACCUCUGCCAUUCCCACUCCAUCAACUUUCUCGGUCCAUCAGCCGCACAGCCUCUCUCUGUUCAAACUGUUAGGGCGGGCAGCGGCUCUGCGCCUUCAACGCUCUACAACGCAGCCUUCGCAAGGAAGCUGGGAUGGUCCCACAUUGCGUGUGCGGCCCUGUGCAUCCUGCUCGGUAUUGUGACGCUUAUCCUGAGAUGUCAAGUGGCCUGGUUAGGUUCCCCCCUCUGGUCUGGAUUAGCUUUUUUCCUGGUUGCUGGUAUUUUUGGCAUAGCUGCUGGCCCAAAUGACACAUGCACUGUUGUGUCUUUCAUGGUGAUGUCUGUGAUGUCGGCCAUAGUGGCUUUUGUGAUGCUGAUUGCCAUGCUGGUGGCUGCUAGCACAGAGUAUGCAUUCUGCAGACAUACCUGCAGUGCUGCCUACUGUACUACCGUAUGCAAUGGUCAGGCUGGUCGGAUCUCUGUAGAUGUUCUGGUUGCCAUUGUUGGUUUGAUGGAAUUCGUCAUCUCCAUCAUUUCCAUCUCUGUGUCGUGCCGUCGUACCCAGGCAUCUGUAUCCACACAAACUGUGGUUCAACAUUUUUUCCCAUCGUCCGGUGGCCGGGUGACCAUUUACACGUCUGGUCAGAACACCAGUCUGAUGACCAAUGAACAACAACAGCAGAGCCACGCCCACUUGCCAUUGCAUGUGUAUGACCACACAUCAGUGUACCCAGUGACCCUACCCGGCAGCAUCCUGACCUACCCAGAGGAACAGAGCCUGCCUUUCCAUGCCCCUGCCCAGCCCCCCACCCAGCCCACCACUCAGCCCCCCUUGCCUACCAGCCUGGACACCACUCCUUCAACUCCACCGGUAGUAGGGAUGCAUCAUCAACCCCCAUUUCCCACAGCUGGUGAUAUUAUGUAUCCAGUCGGGGAGAUCCCCGUACAGGAAGAGGUUGCUCUGCCACCAUACUCCUUGGUGCAGCAGGAUGACGCCAACACCGACAGGUCACCACCACCUCCUUUCACAUCUUACAUAGCACCAGACACCGAGCUUGCACCUGAUGGUACCGUGGUGUACCCUUAUGGAACCUCCGUGUAUCCAACCCUGCCACCACCAUAUCAAGCCAGCAGGGAGUUUCAGAAUGUGUAAGGUGUUCAUCAGAAUGUACCAUCUAUUGCCAUUUUAAAUUCAUACCUACACUAAACUAGACACCAAGUUUACACCAGAUAGCACCUUGGAGUAACUUUAUGGUACCUCUGUCUAUCCACCCCUACCACCACCAUAUCAAGCCAGCAGUGAUUUUCAGAAUGCGUAAGGUGUUAAUGAAAAUGUACCAUCCUGUUGCCAUUUUAAAUUCAUACCUACACUAAACUAGACACCCAGUUUACACCAGAUGGCACCUUGGAGUACCCAUAUGGUACCUCUGCGUAUCCAACCUUAUAAAUAUACCACCACCAUAUCCGAUUGCUGUCUCAUUAUGUAAUGAAGUUCAAUUAACAUCCUUGUAUAUAUAUAUAUAUAUAUAUACAAGUAGAUACUGCUAAUUAAAAACCUAUCUUAUGUCUGAAUUCCUUAGUUAAGACGUAGUGUAUUUCACAAUCGAUGUAAUUAACGUUGUUGAAUUAUAUUUAAUUAUGUUAAAUUAUUUUUGUUCAAUGUACUUACCUUGUUAGGCGCCUUGAGCAUCUCUUGGGGUGGAUAUGUGCGCAUUAUAAAUGUUGUUAUUAUUAUUAUUAUUAUUAACAUCUAACAUCUUUCUGAUUCAGGUUCCUUGCUUAUUCUUAUGAAUUAGAAUGAAAUUUGAUUGCAAUUAACGGCCUUACAGUUGGAGGAAAGACCCCCAAACAGCUGCAAAUUGUAUUAACUUUCGACCAGUCAUGAAUCUAUCCUGGGUUUUAAAGGGAUCCAGUAACUUUGUCUUAGAUCCUUUAAGAAAAUCCUUGAAAGAUCAUGCUGCAA
Strongylocentrotus purpuratus (purple sea urchin) is the source of this 2154-nucleotide messenger RNA. RefSeq lists its product as uncharacterized. Bases 145 to 1344 code for a protein of 399 amino acids. The transcript is spliced from 8 exons. The record is from RefSeq and is a predicted model, not a curated record. NCBI's taxonomy places the organism in Eukaryota, Metazoa, Echinodermata, Echinoidea, Camarodonta, Strongylocentrotidae.